This is a messenger RNA of Akanthomyces muscarius, 693 nucleotides long. RefSeq lists its product as uncharacterized. The record is from RefSeq and is a predicted model, not a curated record. Lineage: Eukaryota; Fungi; Ascomycota; Sordariomycetes; Hypocreales; Cordycipitaceae. The coding region runs from base 1 to 693 and encodes 230 amino acids. The transcript is spliced from 3 exons.
AUGCAUGGCCCCGUACGAGAUAUACCGUGCCUGGCGUGCGCAAAGGCGGCCGCCGUCAGAGGCGACGGAGUCUGCCGUGGCAAUCUCGCCAAGCCGAACAGUGCCCGCUGCGAGCAUUGCUGGGCUACUUCCAAACCAUGUAUACCCGCCGCAGGGGUUCUUCUCCCGUUGAUCCGUAACGUCACCGAGGCAAUCGCAGCUGGCAAUGAAGGGGAGAUUGGAGCAGCCCGCUCGAAGCUUUGGAACGAAACAAAAAAACACCCCAACCGUGUAGGAGACAAGCACUGGAGACGGCGAGGACGAGGACGCAAGCCCGGCGCUUCCAGCCAACGAUAUCCAGGAGCCCCAGCUGCGGAAGAAGUAAAGACGCAAGAAGCUUCCGGUAGCGAGCAGCCUUCAGAUAAGCCUGCCGGAUUGAGUAAGCUGGCGCGACACUUACUGGAUGCCCUUGCCGUUGGGCCGACCGAAUCCCGUUCGACGCCUGAGGUGAUCGGGGAGAAAGCAGCCAGCGUCCAUGGCAGGAUUUCGUCCGAUAUCAAACAGGAACUGCUAGAAAUUGGCAACGAGAUAUAUCAGACCGGGACUGAGAAGUUUGAAGCCGUCGAAGGCGGGGGCCCGAUGAAGACUGGUGAUCGCUUAAAGGACAUUGGAGAGCGGCUUGUAUACAUUGCCAGCAAGUUGGGGGCCGAGUAG